AUGAAAGUAGCCGCUGCAAAUCCUGUGUUUAUAAAAGAAUUUUUGAAAAUCCACAAUGAAUAUAGAUAUAGGCAUGGAGUUGAGCCUUUGAAGUUGAGCAGAAACAUUUGUAAAAUAAGUCAGACCCACGCAAACUGCCUAAUGGAGGGCACGACCGUCGAGCAAGCAAGCAGCAACCAGAAAUAUGGAGAGAACAUCUACAUGGCCAACAGUUUACCGGACACUCUCCUCAAUCCGAACGAACCACUACGAGAAUGGUACAACGAAAUAUCAAACUACGAUUUCACGCAAGAGCCGGAUCCUUCGUCAAAAUGCAAAAACUUCACGCAAAUGAUUUGGAAGGAUUCCAAAGAGAUCGGCGUCGGUUUUGUCUCUUUCGAACAUACUCACAUUGUGGUUGCAAGUUAUAGUCCGUGUGGUAACAUCGGAGGACGAUAUUUGGAGAACGUUCUUCCUGUACGAGAAGAUACCA
Messenger RNA from Nicrophorus vespilloides, 472 nucleotides. RefSeq names its product Golgi-associated plant pathogenesis-related protein 1-like. The record is from RefSeq and is a predicted model, not a curated record. The annotation marks the transcript as partial. Lineage: Eukaryota; Metazoa; Arthropoda; Insecta; Coleoptera; Silphidae. The transcript has a single exon.